Procambarus clarkii (red swamp crayfish) is the source of this 1164-nucleotide messenger RNA. RefSeq lists its product as uncharacterized. The record is from RefSeq and is a predicted model, not a curated record. NCBI's taxonomy places the organism in Eukaryota, Metazoa, Arthropoda, Malacostraca, Decapoda, Cambaridae.
AUGGCUUCAACACACCUGGCUACAACACACCUGGCUUCAACACACCUGGCUUCAAACACACCUGGCUUCAACACACAUGGCUACAACGCACCUGACCUCAACACACCUGGCUUCAACACACAUGGCUACAACACACCUGGCUUCAACACACCUGGCUUCAACACACCUGACUUCAACACACCUGACUUCAACACACCUGGCUUCAACACACCUGGCUUCAACACACCUGGCUUCAACACACCUGACUUCAACACACCUGACUUCAACACACCUGGCUUCAACACACCUGGCUUCAACACACCUGGCUUCAACACACCUGACUUCAACACACCUGACUUUAACACACCUGGCUUCAACACAUAUGGCUACAACACACCUGGCUUCAACACACCUGGCUUCAACACACCUGACUUCAACACACCUGGCUUCAACACACCUGACUUCAACACAUCUGGCUUCAACACACCUGGCUUCAACACACCUGGCUACAACACACCUGGCUUCAACACACCUGGCUUCAACACAUCUUGCUUCAACACACCUGGCUUCAACACACCUGGCUUCAACACAUCUUGCUUCAACACACCUGACUUCAACACACCUGGCUUCAACACACCUGACUUCAACACACCUGACUUUAACACACCUGGCUUCAACACAUAUGGCUACAACACACCUGGCUUCAACACACCUGGCUUCAACACACCUGACUUCAACGCACCUGGCUUCAACACACCUGACUUCAACACACCUGACUUCAACACAACUGGCUUCAACACACCUGACUUCAACACAUCUGGCUUCAACACACCUGGCUUCAACACACCUGGCUACAACACACCUGGCUUCAACACAUCUUGCUUCAACACACCUGGCUUCAACACAUCUUGGUUCAACACACCUGACUUCAACACACCUGGCUUGAACACACCUGGCUUCAACACAUCUGGCUUCAACACACCUGGCUACAACACACCUGGCUUCAACACAUCUGGCUUCAACACAUCUGGCUUCAACACACCUGGCUUCAACACACCCGACCUCGACACACCUGACUUCAACACACCUGACCUCGACACACCUGACUUCAACACACCUGGCUUCAACACACCUGGCUUCAACACACCUGACCUCAACACAUCUGGCUUCAACACACCUGGCUAG